Cryptomeria japonica (Japanese cedar) is the source of this 771-nucleotide messenger RNA. RefSeq lists its product as uncharacterized. Bases 1 to 771 code for a protein of 256 amino acids. The transcript is spliced from 2 exons. The record is from RefSeq and is a predicted model, not a curated record. Lineage: Eukaryota; Viridiplantae; Streptophyta; Pinopsida; Cupressales; Cupressaceae.
AUGUGUGCGUCCGUACUGCUGACUGUGCGUACGGUUGCCUGCGUGUCCGGAUGUGUUUAUCCACGGGCCACUGGCCGCCUGCCACGUGGCGGGCAUGGUCCUCCGGUCUUCGGGACUGGUGUCCGCGUGGCUGCGCAGAGCAGGGGAGCGGCGAGAGGAAUUAAGCCGAGGCCGGAGCGGACGCGGGCUCGGAGCGGCGCCGAAGGAAGACCCGGGAGGCGGGCUGGGGGCGCCGCUGGUGACGCCGGAGCGGAGGGUGGCGGAGCAGCUGGACGAGCCGGGAGCUGCACGGGAGGCGGCGCCGUAGGCCGGGAGGGGGCGCCGAGGAGGCGCUGCAGCAGAGCCGGGACGGGAGGCGGCGCCGCAGGCCGGGAGGCGGUCGGUGGCGCAGGAGCCGGAGCGGCGGCCGAGGGCGGUAGCGCGUGCUGCGGGAGGUGUCUGGUACAGUCGGCCGGCGUCGCAGAACGGGCGGAGGGCACUGCCGGGAGGAGGGGACAGACGGCGCACGGCACGGUCGACGGCGUGUACGGGCGCUGUCAGGCACGGAGCACGGCGUCUGCGGCACAGGAGGAGGUGAAUUAUUCACAUCGAAGGGUGGAUUUCCUUGCAUUGGUCUUUGAGGAGGAGUUACUGGACAAGGGUCCUCUUCAGGAGGUCCAAAGAGGAAAUGAAGGUUGUUCUCAGAAAGUUCAAAUUCAAGCUGGUUCAAAUUAUCUGGAGCUUGGUAAAGUGAAGGAAAAGGGUUUACAUCUAGUGCUUCAUAUGGAUUGA